Molecule: messenger RNA, 1377 nt
Organism: Penicillium subrubescens
Lineage: Eukaryota; Fungi; Ascomycota; Eurotiomycetes; Eurotiales; Aspergillaceae
Product: FAD-binding oxidoreductase
Exons: 3
Coding region: 1-1377 (458 amino acids)
Molecular function (GO): oxidoreductase activity; FAD binding
Source: RefSeq, a predicted model, not a curated record
AUGCAAAUCAUUUGGCGAGAAUCGGCGGAUACCGUCACUUAUGAGGAUGCCCGUGUUGGCCGGGUGUUCAAUCAUCGCCGUCCAGAGCGAUUUCCAUUGGCAGUCGUGAGGGCGACUUGUCAGGAAGAUAUCGUUGCUGCUGUUAAACUGGCCGUAGAGAAGAACUGCCGCAUUGCUGUUCGAUCUGGAGGACAUUCGUGGGCAGCAUGGAGUGUCCGCGAUAACUCAAUUCUUAUCGAUCUGGGCAACUAUAAGAGCAUGGAGGUCGAUGCGAUCAACAAGAUUGCUCGUGCUACGCCGAGCAUGACUGGUAGAGAAUUGAACUCGGUUUUGGUCAAGGAUCACCAGCUUAUGUUCCCUGGUGGCCAUUGUCCAGAUGUUGGGCUAGGAGGCUUCUUGCUCCAGGGUGGGAUGGGAUGGAAUUGUCGUAAUUGGGGCUGGGCAUGCGAGAGAGUUCAAGCCGUUGAUGUUGUGACAGCAAAGGGAGAAUUGCUUCACUGUAACUCCGAGCAAAACCAGGACCUUUACUGGGCCGCCCGCGGAGCUGGACCCGGCUUUCCUGGCGUUGUCACCAAGUUUCAUCUUCGGUUGAACUCUUACCCAAAGAACGGCUUCCGGUCCUCUGGCUAUAUCUAUCCUAUCGAGAUGUAUCGGGAGGCCCUUGGCUGGGUCAUCUCUAUCUCGCCAGACUUUGACAACGAUACUGAAAUAGCUGCAAUCUCUCACUAUCCGGAAGGUAGUGAUGAGAUGCGACUUUUCAUUCUUUUUGUUACUAUGAAGAACGAUGCCUCCGAAUCGGAGAAAGCUCUUCGCGCCGCUCAGGAAACUCGACCUGCGGGAUGCGUAGAGGAGUGGUUCUGCAAGGAAGACAGCCUUGAAGGACAGUACGAUAAUCAAGCCAGAGCGAAUCCAGAGAAGCAUCGCUAUUGCGCAGAUAAUGCAUAUAUCCAAAAUGAUGCCGAUGUUCCAGCAGUACUGGAAGAGGCAUUCACCACUCUUCCGCACAGGAAAUCCUUCGCGCUUUGGUUUGCGAUGAACCCCUGCAGUCGGAGAAAGCUUCCUGACAUGGCUCUGAGCAUGCAAUCUGAUCAUUACUUUGCUCUUUAUACAGUUUGGGAGGAUGCACACGACGACCCACGAUGCCAGGCCUGGGUAAGAGACGUGAUGAAAGGAGUGGAGAGACAUUCGGUCGGCGCCUACUUAGGAGAUUCGGACUUCCAGGUGCGCAAGACUAAGUUCUGGGCUGAUGAUAACGCUUGCCGUUUGAUGGAAAUUCGCCGCAAAUGGGAUCCUCAGGGAAGGAUUUGUGGCUACCUGGAUGAGAGUGACUUGUCCGGGACUCGUGGAUUGGAUAAUGCACACCAGUGGAAGAUCUAA